Molecule: messenger RNA, 1477 nt
Organism: Chelonus insularis
Lineage: Eukaryota; Metazoa; Arthropoda; Insecta; Hymenoptera; Braconidae
Product: BAG family molecular chaperone regulator 2
Exons: 3
Coding region: 187-744 (185 amino acids)
Biological process (GO): protein stabilization
Molecular function (GO): adenyl-nucleotide exchange factor activity; protein-folding chaperone binding
Source: RefSeq, a predicted model, not a curated record
UGAAAUUACACACAUAUAAAAAUACAAGUGUUACAGUAUUUAUCAGAUUCGUCUUGGAUUUUAAUAUAGGUAAUGUUAUCUGUUUAAGUGUUGUUUGACAUCUUCUAGAAAUAAUAACUGUGAGAAAUAAGGUGAACAACUCUUGAAAUUCAAGUAAAUUUAAAGAAUUUUCAAUUUACUGCAAAAAUGGAUAGUCCUUUGCCUCAUAUCACAGAGAGCAGUGACUUUGCUUAUACAAAGCCGAAAGACAGGUUAGUAAACAUGUUGGAUCAAAUUGAAAUACGAGUCGAAAAAUUAAGAAGAGAGGCAUCCAGACUCGAAGAAGAAAAAGAUAUAAUGCUUACAACUUUGGAUACUUUGAAGAAUAAUGAAGAAAUCCUCGAUUCUCUCGAAGAGCCUGAUCGUGAUGAUAUCCUUCGAUAUGCCGAAAGACUUUCAAUGAGAUGUUUAACUGUUGAAGUUUUAGUGAAAAUCCAACGUGAUAGCAUUCAGCAAGAAGCUUUACAUCAGGUAAAUGGAUUAAUUGACAAUUUAGUGAUAAGUUUAAAGAGCGAUCCAAGUUCAACUCGUCAACGUUGUGCCGCAUUUAUGAAUGCAUGUUCAUCAUAUGGAGUAGGUCAUUCAGAUAAAAAUUUUGAAACUGCAAUUCUUGGUUGUACCUUGGAUGAUCAAAAGCGGAUCAAAAAAAGACUCCAGGGUUUAUUAGACUACAUUGAUUCAAUGAACACUAUAGAGAUGCAGUGAGAUUUCAUGAAUUUGCAUUACUAAUGACGCUCGAGUUCUAAAAAACUUAUAAUCUAGUAAUUCAUUACUAAUUCAUUAUUUCGAGUUGCUUUCACUGUCUUAGGUAAGAUAGUAUUGAAAAUGAUAAUUAUUUGAAAAACUUGUCUUCUGAUCACGAAAAUAUUCCAAACUAAUCAAAAAUCCAACAUUAGAACAACUUUAUAUUAAAGUUUCCCUUAUAUACAUGUCACUGAAAAGUAGACUAAUUUAAGUAUUUUUUGAACUGUGUAAAGAUCUUUUUAUUUGUACCAAUUUUUAUAUGAAACUUGUCAUUUUUAUAAUGGAAUGCUAUCUGCAGCUUUAUUUAGCUUUCGUGAUAUUAAAAAAAACAAAACAGAAAAAUUAGAUUACAAGUAAUAAGAAUAUAGUAUCAGAGAAGACGCGUAUGAGUGUUGUACGAUGUUGUGUAGCACUCAACAAACCGGCCAUUGACUCUCAUCAACGCUCAAGGUCUUGUGAAAGGUGAAGGACAUUUUAUGUACACACCUACAACGUACUAUUUCGAUGAAAUACUCAAAAAUAAUGAGUCUAAACACUUAUUUUCAUGCGCAUAAAAUAAUAAAUUAUCCACUAAAAUCAGUCAUUGAAUAUUGAUGUAAUUUUUCUUCUAUUUCUUUAUGUUAUGUUAUGUUAGUUGAUAUUAAUAAAACAUGAUGAAUGAAAAUAAAAUGAAAUUAAUAAGUUACUUAACUUA